UGCGUGGGUGAGUGGGGUAUUUAACGUUGGUGUAGGCUGCUUUUGGGUGAUUCUUCCCAAAAUAGCCUCGUCUAUUUGCUGUAUUGGGCAGCUAAAGAGGUGAAAUAACACAAACAAGAUCUAGUAAAAUACUAAGUAGCAGUACUUCUUCUAUACUGAGGAGUAUAAAAUAGAGUAGACAUAUCCAUCAUCUCUCUUCUGAAAAAACCUCCCCAACAACUUAACAACAUCUGUAUAAGUCGUAGGUUUCAUAUUCUUUCAAUAUACUCCAGCACAAAAAGUUUCGGUUUUUUCAACAUUUCAUACAUCUCUUUUAGACAAAACGUGCAAAACACAUGAGAUUAUAAAUAUAGGUUUGGUUGCAACUAAAAGCUAGCCAUAGCAAUAACAGCUAGCUAGCUAGUAUAAAAAUUACGGAGACAUUUCAUUCUGGUUCUGUCGACAGAUCGCCUUUCCUUACAGAAGAAACUAAAAAAUGUGGAAUUUAAACGAUUCUCCGAAUCAAAGAAUGGAAGAUAAAUCAGAAGAAGGAUGUUAUUCUCCUAUUGAAGUUGAUCCAGAUGAUGAGAAAGGUAAACAAAUCGGAUCGGUAUCGAAUUCAAGUUCAUCAGCAGUGGUGGUUGAGGAUGGUAAUUAUUCCGAGGAAGAAGACGGUGAAAAAGGUAAAAAAAAGCGAAGUAAUAAAAUUUUCGGUUUUUCAAUUAACGAUGACAACUUCUCAUUGGAGAGCGAACCGCGGGUAGUCACACGGCAGUUUUUUCCGGUGGAUGAUGAGUCAGAAACUGGUACGGGUGCCGGUGCGGGUGCGGGGUCCACGAAUUUUCCAAGGGCUCAAUGGGCUGGAAUUAAGUUUUGUGAAUCAGAGUCGCCACGUGACAGUGCGCUAGUGGGUAACCCAAUUGAGGUGGUGUCUCAGCAACAGCCAGUUAAAAAGAGCCGACGUGGACCACGGUCUAGGAGUUCACAGUAUCGUGGUGUUACUUUUUACCGGAGGACUGGUCGGUGGGAGUCACACAUAUGGGAUUGUGGGAAACAAGUGUAUCUAGGUGGAUUUGAUACAGCACAUGCAGCAGCUCGUGCAUAUGAUAGGGCAGCAAUCAAGUUCCGGGGAGUUGAGGCAGACAUAAACUUUACCUUAGAUGAUUAUGAGGAAGACUUAAAACAGAUGAGCAAUCUAACCAAGGAAGAAUUUGUGCAUGUACUAAGGAGACAAAGUACUGGUUUUCCUCGAGGAAGCUCCAAGUAUAGAGGAGUUACUUUGCACAAAUGUGGUAGAUGGGAAGCUAGAAUGGGACAGUUCUUAGGCAAAAAGUACGUUUAUUUGGGUCUCUUUGAUACUGAAGUUGAAGCUGCCAGGGCUUAUGAUAAAGCUGCUAUCAAGUGUAAUGGGAAGGAAGCAGUUACCAACUUUGAUCGUAGCAUUUAUGAAAAUGAACUUAACACAACUGAAUCUAGUGAUAAUGCAGCCGACCACAAUCUUGACUUAAGCUUAGGAGGUUCAAGCUCAAAGGAAGGUAGCCGAGAAAUGAGGGACAAUAAUAAUAGGGGUCAAAAUUCUUCAUCUUUGCAAUUCGAUGUCCAUUGGGGCCACCAAGGGUCAAGACCUAAGCUACCAAGCUCAAUCAGUUUUGAUGCCCAAAGAAGAGAUAGGUAUAAUGAAACUGAAACAUUGCAGCUGUUGAGCCAAACGCACCUAAAUUCUCCAAGCACAUUGCAUCCAAAUAUUAAUGAAAUGCAAAGGUUUGGCCAAUUUAUUAGACAUGGUGAAAAUCAUAUGGUUCAAGUGUAUCCGGGGCAGUUCAACUCAUAUCAAAUACAGACUCCAAGUAGCAGCAAUGUGGGCCAAAUUGGGGCAACGAGUAAUUCUCAAGAAUGGUACCCCAAUUAUCCUCCUCAUCAUCAAAUAUUUGCAACUGCUGCAGCAUCAUCAGGAUUCCCCCAGCAGAUAAUAAGACCUCAAAAUUGGUCUCAAAAUACUGGCUAUCAUCAAACUUUCAAUAGACCUUCUUGACCAUUCACCACCCAAAAAAAAAAAAAAAAAUGGAAUUAGCUACCCGCUAAACUUGCUCGCAGCCAACAGAAAUUUAUGAUAAUUCUUUGCUAAAUAAGAUUAGCUACGGAAUUUGUCCGUCGUUAAUUUUUUUUUUUUAAGAAGUGAUUUUCUCCAUGUUGUUUUCUAUUCUUUGUAAAGAGUAAUGUUGAGAUUCUUAAUACUCUAGAAAGAUAAACAAACAGAUUGGUAGCAUAUGUUAACCAGGGUGUUUGAUUGGAGCCAAGAAAGAAAAAAACAAAAAGGGGGGGGGGGGGUGUGGGGGUUGGGUGGAAGAAGGUUUUGGGAAAUUCCAACUCUUUGGAAAAGUAAAGUCUAACCUUUUUUUGUAUUUUUUUUUGUUGUUGUAUAAAGUCUUAUUAUUGGUACGACGUAACUGAGACUCCUUUGGGUUCAAUCUUGCACCUCUAAAUUUAGUUU
Lycium barbarum (goji berry) is the source of this 2470-nucleotide messenger RNA. RefSeq names its product floral homeotic protein APETALA 2-like. Gene Ontology annotation, molecular function: DNA binding; DNA-binding transcription factor activity. The transcript has 10 exons. The record is from RefSeq and is a predicted model, not a curated record. NCBI's taxonomy places the organism in Eukaryota, Viridiplantae, Streptophyta, Magnoliopsida, Solanales, Solanaceae. Gene Ontology annotation, biological process: regulation of DNA-templated transcription. The coding region runs from base 476 to 2011 and encodes 511 amino acids.